Molecule: messenger RNA, 1274 nt
Organism: Leguminivora glycinivorella
Lineage: Eukaryota; Metazoa; Arthropoda; Insecta; Lepidoptera; Tortricidae
Product: ribosome biogenesis regulatory protein homolog
Exons: 5
Coding region: 55-1131 (358 amino acids)
Biological process (GO): endonucleolytic cleavage in ITS1 to separate SSU-rRNA from 5.8S rRNA and LSU-rRNA from tricistronic rRNA transcript (SSU-rRNA, 5.8S rRNA, LSU-rRNA); ribosomal large subunit export from nucleus; ribosome biogenesis
Cellular component (GO): preribosome, large subunit precursor; nucleolus; nucleus
Molecular function (GO): protein binding
Source: RefSeq, a predicted model, not a curated record
UAUUUCUUUUGAACGUUGUAUACAGAGAAAUGUGUUGAUUCUACAUACUAUAAAAUGGAUAUAGUUAAUGAAAUUCUAGAGAAAGAACAGAAAAAGGCAGAGAAAUAUAAGCCUAUCACAGUAGACAAGCACUUAGAUGUAGAAUUCGACAUUGGAACACUUUUAGCAUUUGACUCAAAUGAUUUGGACACAAAAAAAUUAAAUGCAAACAAAACUAGGGAUGAAUAUUUACAAUCGUUAUCCCGCGACAACACACAACUGUUACUGAACAAGAUCUGGGAGCUUCCCACCGAGAGGGUGGAAGAGGCCAUUGUGGUGAAGCUGCCGGAUCCCACCACAGUACUCCCGAGAGCUAAGCCAGUGCCUAAACCCAGGCCGCUGACCAAGUGGCAGGAGUUUGCUAAGGCCAAGGGCAUCACUAAGAAGAAGAAGGAUAAAUUAGAAUGGGAUGAACAAUUGCAGAAAUGGGUGCCACUUUAUGGAUUCAAAAAGGCAGCAGCAGAAAAAGAGAAGAACUGGUUAAUAGAGGUCCCACAGAAUGUAGACCCUAUGACAGACAUGUACGAGAAAAAGGCUGAGGCCAAAUCCGAGAAGGUGGCCAAGAAUGAGCUGCAGAGGCUCAAGAACAUCGCACGAGCCAAGAAAGUCAAGAUACCUAGAGUUGGGCUACCUGUUACAUCUGAUAAAGCUUCUGCUAAUCAGCUAGCAACAGCAGCAACAGUAGCUCGAGCCUCCACAGCCUCCCUUGGCAAGUUCCAAGACCGCCUACCUAAAGAAAAGGAUGCCCGAGGCAAAGGCGUACACGAACUUAUCCCUGGAAAGGACAGAAAGAGAAAGCUGCCUGUGCCCACUGCAAAGGUUGAGAGGGAGAAUAACCUCAAUUUACUGGAUAGUAUAUUGAACAAGCGGCCGAAGAUUGAUAUGGAUAAGGCUGUGGCUAAACAUAUAGCUAAUGAGCAAGUGCAGAGAUCAGAAGAAAAGAAAACCAGCAAGCCAAAGGGCAAGCCACGCAAGGGCAAGCCACUCAAGGGCAAGACGGGCAACCCCAGCAAGUUUACCGCCAAGAAGCCCAAGGCGGGCGCCGGGCAACGCAACCCGGGCAAGAAGGCCGGCGGCCGGAAGAGGAGAUAGUCAUGAAACGUUCGCGAAGUCUUAACACAUUACAGUGCCAUGCCAAGAUCAUCGCAAGAUCGAGAAAAAUAUAGAAUGACCUUGGCAUGGUCCAUUAAUGUGUUAAAGCUAAAGUAUGGUUAUUCAGUAAAGUAUUUAAGUUA